AUGAAAAAUGAAAUUUAUGAUCCAGAACGUCCAGAUCUAUUUAUCAAACCACAAAGCAGGUGGGAUCAGCUCCCUGCAGUCAAUCCUUUAGGAGAAAUUCCGGAAAAUCUCAUAGAGGAGGUACUUGGGAUGGAUGAUAUUCUGUUGGAGGAUAUCAUCCUAGAUGAUAUCCCAAUACCAAUAGGUCAGGAUGAUAUCAUAAGGCCAAUGGAGGAAUUAAAACAGGAGGUUAUAGUCGCUCCAAACCAACCCAUUCCAUUUGUCAAUGAUUUAACUGAGGCUGCAGGAAAUUAUAUCCGCACCCGCACUCAGCCAGCAUUAAUUAUUAGAACGCCACCGGUUGGUCUGAUAGACCAAAAACUACCCAUACUGGAAGAAGUACCACUACCAGCGCCACGACGCCGGAUUGCGCACAUUCCACGACAAUUGCCAAAAGUGCCAACUCUGAGAGCUCCAGCAGUAUUAGCGCCACGACAAUUGCCACCAGUGCAAACUCCGAAAGCUCAACCAGUGCCAGCUCCGAGAGCUCCGAGAGCUCCAGCAGUACCAGCGCCACGACGCCGGAUUACACGAAUUCUCCGAAAAUUGCCACCAGUGCCAGCUCCGAGAGCUCCAGCAGUACCAGCGCCACGACAAUUGCCACCAGUGCCAGCUCCAAGAGCUCCAGCAGUACCAGCGCCACGACAAUUGCCACCAGUGCCAGCUCCUAGACGUACGAUUCAAAUCAAUGCUCAUCCUCUUCGAAAAAAUAAAUGUCGACGCUUGUCAAAGGCAGAGAGAGUCUUGGCAACCGCAUCCUCGAAAAAGAGGAGUUAA
Molecule: messenger RNA, 816 nt
Organism: Leptopilina heterotoma
Lineage: Eukaryota; Metazoa; Arthropoda; Insecta; Hymenoptera; Figitidae
Product: SH3 domain-containing protein C23A1.17-like
Exons: 1
Coding region: 1-816 (271 amino acids)
Source: RefSeq, a predicted model, not a curated record